AUGAUCGGUAACUCGUUUGCUUCUCUCGCAGGGGAGAAAGAGACCCUCCUGCCUGAGAGAUACCUGGAUCUUAAGCGUGAAAUCAUCGGCGAUAAGUCCAAUCAAGACGCUCUCACUGCAGCUUGGGCACGAUUGACUGCUCGUCUUGCCGAGCUGUCUGAUGAAAUUGAAGAGAAGCAGCAACGCACCAUCCCGGAAGCAAACUACCACGAGCUCGUCGAGAAUCCCUCAUUUGAGCUUGUCCAACGAAUCAGGCAGUGCGGGUCUGUAGUGAUUCGCAAGACUGUUUCCCAAGAACAGGUCAGCAACCCGGACUUCCAUCCUAAGACUACUCGCUGA
This is a messenger RNA of Fusarium odoratissimum NRRL 54006, 339 nucleotides long. RefSeq lists its product as uncharacterized. Lineage: Eukaryota; Fungi; Ascomycota; Sordariomycetes; Hypocreales; Nectriaceae. The coding region runs from base 1 to 339 and encodes 112 amino acids. The transcript has 4 exons. The record is from RefSeq and is a predicted model, not a curated record.